GAUUUACAUGCAGUAGAUCCGUAGGAGAAUCUGCUUUCGGAAUACGGUCUUGCUACUGAUAAUACCUGCAAACCCCAGCCGAACUCGAAUGGAUCCAACUACUCUUACGACGGGUGAUCUGGCCCAUGUCGACGAUGCUCUUGAAGAUGCUCAACAAUCGAAAGAUCUCCUUUCUGUCCAGCCACCGCCGGCCAUGUUCGGUGCAGGCGGCCCCAUGCUGAAACAGUUUGACCAGUCCAGUGCUGCAAGUAGAAUGGCUUCACAGGCUGCGACGCCUCCACGAUCUGUUGUAGGGAUCGGCAACAAGGUUGCUAAACCCGACUAUUCCGAGGCAAAGAUUGUAUUGGCGAUGGUGGGGUUACCUGCCCGUGGUAAAUCCUACUUGAGCAACAAGCUCAUGCGAUACCUGAAAUGGUUGGAAUAUAGCGUGAAGGUUGGUUUCAUUGGCCAGAGUCAUUGUGUGUAUUGUCAUGCAAUGGAAUUCAGGUCUUCAACGUCGGCCAGUUACGACGCUCUCGAGCGCGACAAAAAGCCCAACAGUUUGAGCGGUCAGCGGGAAGACCACACGGCGCAGUACUUCAGCCAUGAUAACGUCGAAGCUACCAGGCUCCGAGAUCAGUUAGCGACCGACAGCCUGGAGAUGUUGAUUCAAUGGCUUCAUGACGGUGGAAACGUGGGAAUCCAUGACGCUACAAAUAGUACUCGAAGUCGAAGAGCAAAGAUUGAAGAACGCGUAUCCAAGGAGAAAGGUUUUGUGACCAUAUUUCUGGAGUCUGUCUGCGACGAUCCAGCCAUCAUCGCAGCCAAUGUCGCUCUCAAAGUCAGCUAUGGUGACCCUGACUACAAGGACAUGUCUCGAGAGGAAGCCAAACAGGAUUUCCUACGACGAAUUCGAGAGUAUGAGGCCGUCUACGAAACCAUCACGGAACCGCAUUUAUCCUAUCUCCGAAUAAUAAAUGUUGGCAAUCAAGUCACAGUCUGCAGAAUUAACGGAUAUCUUCAGAGUCGUAUAGCCUUCUACCUGAUGAACCUUCACCUCAAGCCCAGAAGCAUAUUCUUUUCGCGACAUGGUGAGAGUCAAUACAACGUUGAAGGAAAGAUUGGCGGUGAUUCGUCGUUGUCGGAGCGAGGCUCGCAUUAUGCCCGAGCACUCCCGGCUUUGAUUACAGACAACAUCGGUGAUGCUCCUCUGACGGUGUGGACUUCAACCCUUCAACGAACAAUCCAAACUGUCCAACACUUACCGUACAAUAAACUGACAUGGAAGUCCUUGGAUGAACUCGAUGCCGGUGUUUGUGAUGGCAUGACUUACGAAGAGAUUGAGCAAGCAUAUCCAGAAGACUUUGCCAAUCGAGAUGAAGACAAAUUCAAUUAUCGUUACAGAGGAGGAGAAUCAUAUCGCGACGUGGUCGUGCGACUUGAGCCGGUUAUCAUGGAAUUAGAACGUCAAGAGAACAUCUUAAUCAUUGGACACCAGGCUAUCCUCCGCUGUCUGUAUGCAUAUUUCCACAACCUUCCCCACGCAGAUCUACCGUAUAUCAAAAUUCCGCUCCAUACUGUCAUCAAGUUGACACCCAAAGCCUACGGUUGUGACGAAGAGAGGUACACACUUCCCAUUGGCGCAGUUGAUACACACAGACCGAAGCCUGGAACGGUGCAGCCAAAGGUUCCUGUGUUCGCUGGCCGGGAAUACUUUAAUGAGGAAUGAAGAGUGCUUAUAUCGACAUCGCGUCAUGGUAGUCGAUCAGGUGUGUAUCAAAUGAUACAGAGAGGUAUAUCAGCACAAUACAAUCAGACCAAUGUGGAAUCUAUUCCAUCUGAUAAUGCCUAUGAUAAAGCAACUCCAGCAGAUCGCUCAUCCAGG
Somion occarium is the source of this 1864-nucleotide messenger RNA. The record is from the annotation of a GenBank genome assembly. Lineage: Eukaryota; Fungi; Basidiomycota; Agaricomycetes; Polyporales; Cerrenaceae.